Messenger RNA from Pygoscelis adeliae (Adelie penguin), 936 nucleotides. It is a transcript of the gene DMRT1, whose product is annotated as doublesex and mab-3 related transcription factor 1. The record is from RefSeq and is a predicted model, not a curated record. Gene Ontology annotation, molecular function: DNA-binding transcription factor activity, RNA polymerase II-specific; RNA polymerase II cis-regulatory region sequence-specific DNA binding. The transcript has 5 exons. NCBI's taxonomy places the organism in Eukaryota, Metazoa, Chordata, Aves, Sphenisciformes, Spheniscidae. Gene Ontology annotation, cellular component: nucleus. Bases 1 to 936 code for a protein of 311 amino acids. Gene Ontology annotation, biological process: regulation of transcription by RNA polymerase II; sex differentiation.
AUGGAAAUGGAGGGAAAUCCUGUCCGAGUUACCCAGGAGAAUUUCCAGCAGGAAGAGCCCGUGAUCCCAGUCUGCAAUCUGGGACAGAUUUCCAAGGUUCAAAUACAGAUGCAAAUCAGUUACCUGGCAAGUUGCAGGGUUGCACUGAGAAGGCAGCAAGCUCAGGAAGAGGAACUGGGAAUCAGUCACCCGGUGCCCCUGCCCAGUGCCCCUGAGACGUUUGUUAAGAAGAACAGUGGUGGCAGCUCUUGUCUCUUGUUGGAAAACAGCAGCCCUACGCACUCAACGAGUACAGCCAUGACAGCAGCUAGCACACCGUCAGAGGGACGGAUGCUCAUUCAGGACAUCCCUUCCAUCCCCAGCAGAGGGCACUUGGAGAGCACGUCUGAUUUGGUUGUGGACUCCACCUACUACAGCAGUUUUUACCAGCCAUCUCUGUAUCCUUACUAUAACAACCUGUACAACUACUCCCAGUACCAAAUGGCAGUGGCCAGUGAGCCUUCCUCAAGUGAGACAGGGGGUACAAUUGUAGGGUCGGCCAUGAAAAACAGCCUUCGAAGCCUCCCAGCAACAUACAUGCCAAGCCAGUCAGGAAAACAGUGGCAGAUGAAGGGCAUGGAGAGCCGCCACGCCGUCAGCUCCCAGUACCGCAUGUGCUCCUACUACCCACCCGCUUCCUACCUGGGACAGGGGGUUGGCGCUCCCACGUGCCUCCCCCAAAUCCUGACCUCUGAGGACAUCCCUUCCUACUCGGAGUCAAAAGCAAGAGUGGUUACAGUGGACAGGUGCCUGGGGACGGCUCCGCAUCGAAAAGUAGCGAAACGCCAGCGGAUUCGGGCCGAUUUUGACUUUCCAGCCCGCCCCCCGCCUCUGCCCGGUCCGUCGGUGUUUCUCGGAAAGCCUCGCUCUUUAGCGGAGCCAGGCCCUUUCCGCUAA